Molecule: messenger RNA, 3360 nt
Organism: Choloepus didactylus (southern two-toed sloth)
Lineage: Eukaryota; Metazoa; Chordata; Mammalia; Pilosa; Megalonychidae
Gene: CDC42EP3
Product: CDC42 effector protein 3
Exons: 2
Coding region: 521-1285 (254 amino acids)
Source: RefSeq, a predicted model, not a curated record
GCCCGGAGGCCUCGCGCUCAGUUUCGCUCCCACCUUCUUUCCCGGCGGCGGUUAGUGCGGAGUCGCAGAGCGCGGCGGCGGUGGGGGCGAGCGCGGAGUCCCGGUCAGUCCCCGCGGGCGCCUUCACGCGGUCUCGGAGCGGAUAAUGCUGUGAGGAGGCGCGGCGCUUGACAUCCCGGCUGGAUCUGCGCUCGGCCGGCCGGGACUGCGUGCGCUCGCCGGCGGCGUCGGUGCUGGGCGUCCGGUCCCUGGGGGCAGAGGCUGGGAUCCGCGGUGGCCGCUGGUUCGUCCAUGUUGUGGAAGGGAUCGAAUGGUGGAACCAGCUCUCCGGGCAGCCUGACUUGGCUGUAACCUCAGGAAGGGCUUUCAGAUUCCAUCUCGUUUCAGAACCACGGCUUAAGCUCCUUGAGAAAAAUUAUGUGACAGUUCAUAUCAAAAAGGAUUUUUGGGAAACACUUAACAUCCGUGAAGAAAGUGGCCCUUUUCCUCUUUUGCAACAUAGACCCUCUUAAAUUCCAAAAUGCCCGCCAAGACCCCAAUUUACCUGAAAGCUGCCAAUAACAAGAAAGGAAAGAAAUUUAAGCUGAGGGACAUUUUGUCCCCUGAUAUGAUUAGCCCUCCCCUCGGAGACUUUCGCCACACCAUUCACAUCGGGAAGGAGGGCCAGCACGAUGUGUUUGGGGAUAUUUCCUUUCUUCAAGGGAACUAUGAGCUUUUACCGGGAAACCAGGAGAAAGCAGUCCUGGGCCAGUUCCCCGGGCACAGUGAGUUCUUCCGGGCCAACAGCACCUCUGACUCGAUGUUCACAGAGACGCCCUCCCCCGUGCUCAAAAACGCCAUCUCCCUCCCCACCAUUGGAGGGUCCCAAGCCCUCAUGUUGCCCUUAUUGUCUCCAGUGACAUUUAAUUCCAAGCAAGAGUCCUUUGGGCCAGCAAAGCUGCCCAGGCUUAGCUGUGAGCCCGUCACGGAGGAGAAAGCCCAGGAGAAAAGCAGCCUGCUGGAGAACGGGACAGUGCACCCGGGGGACACCUCGUGGGGCUCCAGCGGUUCCGCCUCGCAGUCCAGCCAGGGCCGGGACAGCCACUCCUCCAGCCUCUCCGAACAGUACCCCGAGUGGCCGGCCGAGGACCUGUUGGACCAUCCUGCCCCGUGCGGGCUCAUCAAGGAAAAGACUAAAUCCGAGGAGUCCCUCUCCAACCUUACGGCUUCCCUCCUCUCCCUGCAGCUCGAUCUCGGGCCCUCGCUUUUGGAUGAGGUGCUGAACGUCAUGGAUAAAAAUAAGUAACAGGACGCCAGCCCCUGUCCUCUGGGGUAACAGGUACCGAAAGCCAGAAGGAACCACGGUCGAAGUGGAAGGCUUCGCUGGCUGUAUUUGCAGUUGUGCAGUGGGUUUUCUAAACCAAUGUUCCUACAAGAUAUUUUUUUACCUGUUACAUAUCCUGUUUGCUAAAACAGUCUCAAAAGGGGAAAAACAAAAACCAAAAAAAAAAACAAACAAACACCUAUCCUGGCAAAAAGAGGAAGUAAGUCAGAGCCCAUUUUCUCGGCUCCCAUUUGUGUUUGCAGACACCUCCGAGUCUCGCCUGGGUAGGAGUGACACUAGUUAGGAAGGGCUGGUUGAGUCAUGUUAAGGAACUUUACAAGACGCCAACGUUUUCUGAGCAAGAGGAAGUCAAAAUUAUUUAACACCUAAGCAUUUUUUUCUAGACUAUUUUCUAUCUUAUGUUGUUUGGAUUCACUCGCUGUAGGGAAUUCUCCAGUGUUUAAAACUUUUCUCUGUUUUCACAUUUGAACAACUUUAUGGCUUGGGGGAUUUUCUUGUAGCUCUUAUAUAUCCCUAUAUAUUAUAUCUAUAUUGCAAAACUUUGACUGUCAGCAACAUGUUGGUAAGACACAAGCAAAGUAUUACUGUAACUAAGUUAUUUUUAAAGUUAAAAUAUAUUUUUAUGUGCCUUUGGCUUUUUAUUGCAGAGUCUACAUUUUAUAGAUAUUACAGCAAAUGUUGUGGUUUAACUUGUUUCCAUUGGGGUCCGUUCCACUGUAAGCUGUGUGUUAUAUGUGUUUGGAAAAGUGUAUUCAUACUUAGCUUUUUUUUUCUUUCAUCUGUUAUUAUACUUUUAACAGCAGCCAACAAUGGAUUGUAAAGUAAAAAGGCACAGGUUACUCACAAUGCUUCCGCAGAGACUGUGGGUUACGCCACAUAAUGUAUUUGAAAAUAUGGGUAUUUUAGUACAGUACAUACUUGCAUUACAUAGGUACUUCAUACAACACAAUAAAGAGCAAAUGUUAAAAUGAACUUGUUCAUUUACAGUAAUACACAAGAAUGUCUAAGAUUAAAAAUAUUUUCUUUAAAUCUAGGGCUAGAAGAAUUGCUUCUCAAAAUGUGCAUUAGUCUUUAAAACAGUGUAACAGAUGAUGUCCAUCCACUCUGUAAAUUUUAAUUAUUUCCUUAAGUUUGAGAUUCCAGGAAUGGGACCCCUCGACUUUAAGAAAAAUGAACGUGAGAUUAGAUUUUAUUUUUUCUUUAAUGUCAACAUUAAAGGCUCACUUCUCCUCCCUUAUUUACUCUUGUUAAGGGCCUCUACAGCAAACACUUUUAACCCAGUCCCUGCAGGGUAGAUGCUGCCAUGCAGCCACAUCCAUAUAGACAGGAUUAAGAGGCUAAAACAAGGGCAGUAGGAAGCAGUGACCCUCUCCCAACUGCACUCCACCCCCCACCCCCAAAAAUCAAAAAACCCAGAGAUGCUCUAAGGUUGCUGCUUAAGGAACAGAAACAGGAAAUAUACACACCGAUUCCUGUCCCCUUGCCAACCACCCCUUUCCCCAACCAGGUGAAAACACUUGCACACAAUAACUGCCAACUGUUGAAACUUUCAGUUCUCCUCCAAACAUAAGCCUGAAAUGACCUCUCUCCACCACCCAGCCGCUUCAAUGAUUCUCUCGAGGGGUUUGGAGUGGUUUGCAAUUCUGUCGCCUGAUCAUCUGCAAUAGCCUUUGAACUACAAGUGAAAUGCAGUAAGGAUGACAAACCAAGCACGAGAGGAAAAAGUUCCCUUAGAGCAGCGAGGGCUUUUCUAUAAUUUCCCGAUUGUAUUUCUUUAUCCCCCGAUUUUCCAGUGUUCCUUUUCUGUUCAACAGCACCCCAUUUGUGCAUCACAGUUCCAAACAGAAACUUUCCAGCCCCCUCUAAAUCUUGUUAAUGAGGAAGAGUCAAUGCAUCUCAUAAUUUUCAGCCAGUUUUAACCAGGCUCCUUCAACACCUCUGCCCCAUCUUUAUCAUUAUUGAUCAUGUUCAGUCUCUUAUUUUACUCUUUAUUUGUGGCUUAACUUCAAGGAAAAGAUUAAACUUUUAGGACAAGA